Symsagittifera roscoffensis is the source of this 2109-nucleotide messenger RNA. Its product is annotated as probable E3 ubiquitin-protein ligase DTX2. Lineage: Eukaryota; Metazoa; Xenacoelomorpha; Acoela; Convolutidae. The transcript has 12 exons. The record is from RefSeq and is a predicted model, not a curated record. Gene Ontology annotation, biological process: Notch signaling pathway; protein ubiquitination. Bases 85 to 2034 code for a protein of 649 amino acids. Gene Ontology annotation, molecular function: ubiquitin protein ligase activity; zinc ion binding. Gene Ontology annotation, cellular component: nucleoplasm.
UGAUAAACUUAUUAAAUAGUUGUAGUUUGUUAUAAGAUAUGAUCACAAUUUUGCUACCAGUUUUUGGCUAAAGAAUUGGAUGGUAUGGCUCAUGGCGGAGACGAAGUGGCUUGGGAGUGGGAAGAUGACAUUGGCUGGGUCGAAUACGGCAGGAAUGUUUCUGCUUUUAUCGAAAAUUGUUAUUCCAAUCAAGCACUUGGAGAUGUAUGGCUCGGAGCUUCAGAUAAAGAUCUCACUGACUACAAGAUCAGCUUUUCCUCAAUGGUUCAAACUCGACUACUAACCGGAAAACAGAGAAAGAUAAGACGAGUUGUGCGUCCGAAAACUGCCGAUGUUAACUUCACAUGGCAAUGGUAUGAGCACGGGUCCUGGAUUGAUUACGAUCCAGUUCAAAACUCAAUUCUUAAUAGGGACUUCGACUCCGGAAACGAUAUUUGCCAAUUAACAAUGAGGAAUCAAACUUAUACAGUUGACUUCAGACGCAUGGUGCAAAUGAAUAACUACACAAGCUUUUCUCGCCAGAUUCGAAAGGUACAGUCCUCGAGCGUCGCUGGAACGUCGUCGGGAUCCGGAGUCUCAAGUACGUCCUCGCAUGCCAACAGAGCCUCACGUGCAACCCGCGGGCCUGGGCGUAAUGCUAUUGGUUUGUCCGGAUUAGGAUUCACUUCACAUUCUAAAGACCCGUUGGCAAACCAAACGAAUAGUAUGAUUGCCCCUAAUGGUGCAAAUCUUGUGAGUGCCAGGCCAAUGUCAGCUGCGAGCUCCAGAGCGGGGAUGCCAAGUCAAUCUAAACCUCAAUUGAAAUAUUUUAAGAGAAUCAACCAAUCAUAUGAUGCACCCAACGCUUUCACAUCGACACCCACAAAUACAACAUCAGCCGCAAGUAAUGGUCGAAUUUUAACACAAAGUUCAUCUAGUUCUCAGAGUGCGACGAGCCGAGAUCCGCUUCACAAAAGCACUCUAGGAGCGGCUGAUCAAUCAACGGCUUACGGAGGAUUAAGGAGCAGCGGAUAUCAAAAUCAGUCACUUUCAGUUAACAAUGCAUCUCAACUUCAGUCUACGAUUAUCAAUUGUGGCAGGCCGCAUUCAGCCUGUCGCAGAAGUUCAUUGUGUGAUCAGUCUUGUUUAUCCAGCGGAAAAAAUGCAGCAACUCAGCCGGCGACCAAUGAUACAGGCUACAGUACAGACUCAGAAUCUAUCGAAAUUGGGCAGCCUGACUCUGAAAAUUCCAAUGAGGAAACGGAAAAUGCCAAAAUAUCUUCGAAGAGUGCUACUACAUUGGCUGAAUUAGGAGUGGCCAGUGAUCUUCCGCAGAUAAUGUUGGAGAAUCUUCUUCUGUACGUGCCACCAGAAUCAUCCGAUGACAAAGAUAAGGACAACUGUCCGAUUUGUCUUCUCGAUAUGGACACUGUCUACGAUGAUAUGGAUGAAAGGGACAAAGGGGCCGGAAAAAUCCCUAGCGAUUUGGCUCUGACUUUUCCCUGCAAACACCCUCUGCAUUACGACUGUGCCCAGGAGGUGUUCAAAAACAACGAGAGUAAUUUUCUGUCAUGUCCCAUAUGCAAGAGAGUGUUUGGAGGUGUGUUAACGGGAGGUCAACCUGAAAAUGGAACUAUGACAUGUCAAAUGAUCCCCGAUCCGUGCGCAGGAUACGAAGACUGUUCAACCUAUCAGAUCGUGUACAAUUUUCCACCGGGAUUGCAGGGUCCGAAGAAUCCUCACCCUGGCAAACCGUACAAUCGCUUUGGCUUUCCAAGAGUUGCAUAUCUUCCAAACAACCAACAAGGCACCCUGCUGGUCAAGAUGCUUAAAGUUGCUUUCGACCGUCGUCUCAUCUUCACAGUUGACAGAUCUCACGUUACAGGAAUGGAAGACUGUAUAGUGUGGGGUUCUGUGCAUCACAAGACGUCUCUCUCUGGAGGAGAACAUGGCUUCCCCGAUCCAGCUCACCUGAUCACAAUGAAGGAGGAUCUGGCAGCCCUGAAGGUGACAGAAAAUGACGUGCAUGAUGCGGUUGGAAUCUCUUCCUUCUAAUCUACUCCUGCAUUGCAAGGAUGAAUUUGGGCUCUUUUUAACUAUCCCCAUAUAGUACCUAGUUACGAAUUGCCA